AUGAAUCGUUCCUAUCAAAAAUGCAGAGAACUCUUCCUAAAUUCCUCUAGCAAACUUCCUUUGACUAUUCAAAGAUCAAGCUAUGAACUCCCUUACAGUGAUCCUUCUGGCAAACCUGUAAGCACUGAUUUUAUCAAAAUUUAUAAAAAUUCACCCCCAAAAAAAUGACUUCUCCUCACAAGUGGAGUGCAUGGGCUUGAGCUCUUCUUUGGCAGCGCAGUCCAAUCGCAUCUAUUACAGGGGAUUUCUGACGAAAAAUAUAUUCUUCCAACUGAUGUAGGAAUUAUAAUGGCUCAUGCCCUAAAUCCAUGAGGAUCAGCUUGACUUAGAAGAGUCAAUAUCAACAAUGUUGACUUGGGCAGAAACUUCAUCUCAAACUUCCCAGAAAUUUUGGAAAAAUAUAAAACUGAUCCUAGGCAUAUUGAGGCCCAAAAAAUUUAUCGAGAUAUUGAUGAAAUUAUUAACCCUCAAUCUUUCCCUCUAUUAGGUGCAGCUGAUUUGCUUAGAAUUGGGUAUUAUUUUUGGAAAUACGGAAAAAGCAAAUUUAACUUCGCAAUGCUAUCUGGACAAAGAUUUAAACAGAGAGGUGCCCAAUUCGCUGGGAAAUCUAUGGAUCUUGAACAUAGAUCUUUUAAAGCUGAAAUAGACAAACUUUUACCAAAGGAUUCUGAAUUGGUUUAUCAUAUAGAUCUACAUACAGGACUAGGCGAAAAAGGAAAAGAAACAUUUGUGGUAGCUGAUGAAGAGUCUAAUAAAGCUGCUAUAGAAAUUUUUGGGAAAAAAAGGGUCAGUUUUAAUACGAUUUUAGGAGGAGAAGUUGACGGAGCGCUGAUAUCAGGCUUGAAGCUUGCGCAAAAAACUGAGGCAAAAUGGCUUGCGUUGACUUUUGAAAUUGGAACAACACCUAUUUAUAAAUCUUAUUUAGCUGUAAGAAAUGAAGCUAUUUGGCAUAAUCAACAGCUAUGGAUAGAAGAUUUUUCAAGAAAAGAAAUUCAAGGCAUUAAUACCGAUUAUUAUUUAAGCCAUCGAACUAAAAAAGAAAUUCUUGAGAAUUUCUGCCCAAGUAGUAAAGAAUGGCAAGAUUCAGCAUUAUCUGUAGGACUUAGUGGUGUUUCUACAAUUAUUCAACUAAAAAUAAAUAGUCAUUGUUAUCAUCCUAGAUUUAUAUUGAAAUCUUUGAAAACAAUUCAUUAAAAGUGGCAUAUUAAGUAUUUAGCAUCCUAUAGGUAA
This is a messenger RNA of Blepharisma stoltei, 1230 nucleotides long. The record is from the annotation of a GenBank genome assembly. NCBI's taxonomy places the organism in Eukaryota, Ciliophora, Heterotrichea, Heterotrichida, Blepharismidae.